Messenger RNA from Propithecus coquereli (Coquerel's sifaka), 693 nucleotides. Its product is annotated as keratin-associated protein 4-12-like. Gene Ontology annotation, cellular component: keratin filament. The transcript is spliced from 2 exons. The record is from RefSeq and is a predicted model, not a curated record. NCBI's taxonomy places the organism in Eukaryota, Metazoa, Chordata, Mammalia, Primates, Indriidae. Bases 1 to 693 code for a protein of 230 amino acids.
AUGGUUAACUCUUGUGGCUCCGUCUGCUCUGACCAGGGCUGUGGCCAGGAGACCUGCUGCGAACCCAGAUGCUGCCAGACCACCUGCUGCAGGAACACCUGCUGCCGCCCCACCUGCUGUGUGUCCAGCUGCUGCAGGCCUCAGUGCUGCCAGUCUGUGUGCUGCCAGCCCACCUGCUGCCGCCCCAGCUGCUGCAUCUCCAGCUGCUGCCGCCCCAGCUGCUGCCGCCCUAGCUGUUGUAUCUCCAGUUGCUGCCGCCCCACCUGCUGCAUCUCCAGCUGCUGCCGCCCCACCUGCUGCAUUUCUAGUUGCUACAGGCCUUCUUGCUGUAUCCCCAGUUGUUGCCGCCCAACCUGCUGCCAGACCACCUGCUGCAGAAACACCUGCUGCAUCUCCAGCUGCUGCAGGCCCCAGUGCUGCCAGUCUGUGUGCUGCCAGCCCAGCUGCUGCCGCCCCAGCUGCUGCCAGACCACCUGCUGCAGGACUACCUGCUGCCGCCCUAGCUGCUGCAUCUCCAGCUGCUGUAGGCCCCAAUGCUGCCAGCCCACCUGCUGCCACCCCAGCUGUUGCAUCUCCAGUUGCUGCAGGCCUUCCUGCUGUAUCUCCAGUUGCUGCCGCCCCACCUGCUGCCAGACCACCUGCUAUAGAACAACCUGCUGCCUCCCCAGCUGCUCUGGCAGUUCUUGCUGCUGA